This is a messenger RNA of Periophthalmus magnuspinnatus, 9667 nucleotides long. It is a transcript of the gene nova2, whose product is annotated as NOVA alternative splicing regulator 2. NCBI's taxonomy places the organism in Eukaryota, Metazoa, Chordata, Actinopteri, Gobiiformes, Gobiidae. The record is from RefSeq and is a predicted model, not a curated record. Bases 458 to 2017 code for a protein of 519 amino acids. Gene Ontology annotation, molecular function: mRNA binding. Gene Ontology annotation, biological process: mRNA splicing, via spliceosome; regulation of alternative mRNA splicing, via spliceosome. Gene Ontology annotation, cellular component: cytoplasm; nucleus. The transcript is spliced from 5 exons.
CUCCGUCAGUCCGCCUCUCCAGCCCGGUGUAAGUGCACGACCACGGGACCAGUCCAGAUCAGCCCGUUCGGAUCCCCUCUGCCCUGGACACUCACGGCCCUGCGCUCCAGUCCGGAUCGUGACUUCGGUCCAGGCUUUUUGUUGCUGCGUUUCCGAGGAGCGCCAUCAUCCUUUCCCUGGCGCUCACGAGAACACGCUCCCGUCCGGAAUGACACACUUACCGUAACCGGGGGUUUUGCGAUGGAAAACUGACGCACUUUGGCACGUUUCCCCGUUUCACAGCUCGGCCCUUGGCGCUUUUAUCCAGAGAGCGCAGCAUCUCUCCCCAGCCCCGUUACACAGGCCUCACUUCGCUCGCCUCCUUCAGGACUCCUCUACGCGGUGACGGCUGCGCAGCGAGAAAAACACAAAGGGGACGGGAUCUAACGCACGCCCGAGCACCAGAAGCAGCUCCAAAAUGAUGGCAGGCGGAGCAGUGCAGCAGAACGGAAUUUUCUCCACCGCGCACCACCACAGUCAGCAGCCGCACAUGGAGUCCGAUCCACCGGACUCACGGAAAAGACCCCUGGAGACCCCCACGGAGGCCAGCAGCACCAAGCGCACCAACACUGGAGUGGCCUUCCUGCAGCCUCUGUUUGAAAGCGAAGGCCUUGUAUUCCCUCCAGCAGACUCUGACACUCAUGAGGAAGGCGAGUAUUUCCUGAAAGUCCUGAUCCCAAGUUACGCGGCAGGCUCCAUCAUCGGGAAGGGGGGCCAGACCAUCGUCCAGCUGCAGAAGGAGACCGGAGCCACUAUCAAACUGUCCAAAUCCAAAGACUUCUAUCCUGGGACCACAGAGCGUGUGUGUCUCAUCCAGGGUACAGUGGAGGCCCUGAACAGUGUGCAUGACUUCAUCGCAGAGAAGGUACGAGAGAUGCCCCAGAGCAGCCAGAAGACUGAACCCGUGAGCAUCCUCCAGCCCCAGACCACCGUCAACCCAGACCGCGUCAAGCAGGCCAAGCUCAUCGUUCCAAACAGCACGGCAGGCUUGAUUAUUGGGAAGGGUGGAGCUACAGUCAAAGCAGUUAUGGAGCAGUCCGGGGCCUGGGUGCAGCUGUCCCAGAAGCCAGAAGGUAUCAACCUGCAGGAGCGUGUUGUGACCAUCAGCGGGGAGCCCGAGCAGAACCGGAAAGCUGUGGAGAUUAUUGUGCAGAAAAUCCAAGAGGACCCUCAGAGCUCAUCUUGUCUCAAUAUUUCCUACUCUAACAUCACAGGGCCAGUGGCCAACUCCAAUCCCACGGGCUCUCCCUACGCUAACUCCACUGAGGUAAUGCCUGCUGCAGCCGCCGCUGCUGCUGCCACUGCCUCCUCUCUGCUGGGGCAGGCCGGGCUUGCAGGCGUGGGGGCCUUCCCCACCACCAUGUCCAGUCUGUCAGGAAACGACCUGCUGGCUAUAACGUCCGCAUUGAACACUUUAGCCAGCUAUGGCUACAACACCAACUCUCUGGGCCUAGGGCUCAACCCAGCCGCUGCCUCAGGCGUCCUCGCCGCUGUGGCCGCUAAUGCUAACCCUGCAGCCGCAGCUGCAGCCAACCUGCUUGCAUCCUAUGCUAGCGAUGCUUCUACUAGCGCAGCCCACCCUGCAGCCAGCCUGGGGGGCUUCUCUUUGGGCUCCCUCGCAGCUGCUACAGGAGCCACAAAUGGAUACUUGAGUGCUGCCUCACCUCUGGUGGCAUCGUCUCUGCUGGCCACUGAGAAGCUAGCUGAAGGUGCUAAGGAGGUGGUGGAGAUCGCUGUCCCAGAAAACUUGGUAGGAGCUAUUCUGGGUAAGGGGGGGAAGACCUUAGUGGAGUACCAGGAGCUGACUGGAGCCAGGAUCCAGAUCUCCAAAAAGGGCGAGUUCAUCCCCGGGACCCGCAACAGGAAGGUGACCAUCACAGGGUCCCAGGCCGCCACGCAGGCUGCACAGUACCUGAUCAGCCAAAGGAUCACGUACGAGCAGGGCGUCCGUGCUACCAACCCGCAGAAAGUGGGCUAAAGCUAAUCCCAAAAGGAGCGGGGGCUUGGAGGAGGAGUUUAUUAAGAAUGUUGGAAGGAAUGCUCUAUGCCCUUUUCUUCAGCAAAUUUUCAGUAUUCUUUAAAAAAAAAAAAGCAUAUUUGCUGAACCCGAGGAGGCAGAGGAGGGAGAUAUCUAUAUAAAAAAACAAGAAAAAAGUGUAAAAUGUACAUAAUGUUUUAUUACUCAUGUGUUGGGGUUUCAUUGUGGGGAUGUUUUGUUCUGCUGGUUCUGUCUGGUGUCUUGUGUACUGUGUAACAAGGCUGACAGACCACAGCCUGCUGUUGGGGCUUUCAUUUGCUCUGUUGACCCCCCAUCCCUCCUGCGCCCCAUGGCCCAGCUAGUGGAGCCUUUUCAGGGUACAUCAGGCAGGAUUGACCUGGGAGUGACUGAAGACACUGCUGAGGCUCUGCUGUAUCUUCACUCACUCUUGUAGUGCUAAGACUCUACUAUAGGUUUAGAAUGACAGGUCACAUGCUGUUGACCUCCUGUAGUGUUGACCAAUGAGAGAGAGCGAUACUACCUGGCACGUACAGAAGCACUGCUGCCAAUGUUCUUGAAUUCUUUUUUAUUUGUAUUUCAACAGAAAGUAUCAUUUUAUUUAUUGAGGAAUUGACCCAUGGAAGCUCAGCUGUUCUUUGUAAAUCUGUGACUUCAGGUUGACAUGAAUGUAAUUGAGACUAUUGUUUAUGUGGAAUCUUUUUUUUUUUUAUUUAAUGAAGAUAAUAGUGUAAUAUAUGUCUUAUUUAAGUCCAGUCCUAAAGCCGGCUCGGCUGAGAAUAACCCAGUGACAACAGGGAACACUCCACUGACCUGACAACAGGAGGCCAUAUCUGUGCUAGAGCAGACCCAGACCAGACCCACCAGACCCAGUCCAGACCCACACCCAGAGCUGAACAGAGUCCUGCUGAUCUGGCAUGGUCUUUUCACAGCGGCGCCUCCUACUGGUUCUGAGGCUUCGGUUGUCUCAGGAUAUUUUAUCAAAUGAAAUGACAUUGUCUAAAUACAAUUGUUCAAGGGUUUAAUUGCCCAGUAAAAGAUACUUGCCUCAGGCGUAACAAACCCAUUGUACAUACAGCUACUGAAGAAAGUGAUGACUGAGCAGAACCAGCAGAAGGCUGAGCUGAAACAGGCGUCUGCUCAGACCCAGUCAAGCACUUACGUCAUUACUACUGAAGAGUCAGGAGCCACUGUACCUCUGCCCGCCCUGUGGUCCUCAGGGAACCAGGGGCCAUCAGGGGCCACAUCCAACAGUGUAGGGGCCCCUAUGUCUGUCUUUUGUUUCUUUUACAAUCGGAACACACUUGUUGUCUUAAUGCACUGUGAAGCCUGUGAGGCAGGAGUCCGCAGCGUGGUGACUGUUGGCUUGUAUGGCAGGGAUUUGUGUAAUAUGUGUGUGUGUUUCAGUGACUAGGCCCAGAAAGAGGUCACCUGUCCGCCUGCUCUUGUAACGAUUGUAUGGGAUGUGGGUUGGUUUACAGUGCAGGGCAGAUACUAAACCUACAUUUCAAACACAUAUCAGAUUUUUUUUUCUUUUUUACAAAUAAUCCAAUUGUCAGUGAACAUAUCCAAAAGGAAAUUCCUGACAGAAAUGCUACAGAUUAACUUUGACCUACAGGCAGGAGUAUGAAGUGCAUAUCACAUGUCCUAUUCUUAUUGGCCAAAUGUGCACAUGGAAACGCCUGAGUGCUGUUGCACCACACAGGUGUUUGUCCACAGCUUGGGAAGGAGGCUUCUUUACACCAUCUAACAUCCACCUUCUCCUCAGUCACCUCCUCUGAGCACUCCCAUCCUAACACCUCCUCCAUUACUCCAUGGGUGACUCUGUCAGGGCAGCAGCUGAAGGGCAGUGUCUCCACUGCUGGGCACACAUGCAUCAUAUCUGUCAGGAGCCAGACCAUUGAGGCAGAGCCGAUGUGAGGAGCUGCUGAGGAGCUGUAGGACGUUAGCUGGUCCUCAGGUCCCACUGUAAGCCCCUGUGCUCCAGAGGAGGCCCAGAACAAUGGUGGAGCUUAGAUCUGAAAGCAGGUCAGUUCAAAACAUGGGAGCAUUAAGUGACAGUAAUUAUCAGUGAAGAAUGUAUAGUUGAAUGUGUAGGCAGAGCCAGUGCUGUGGAGCUCGGUGCAUAGGACCAGUGUCAUGUGACGAGUACAAAGCAAUACCUGUGCUGUCCGUGUCUGCGCCAGCCGUGUGAGGUGCGGUUUACAAGUCCACUCUCAUCUGUAAAAAUGCUGCUAUUUGAUAAAAUCUGUUGUACUAACAUUUCUGAGUAAAACAUAUCGACUUGUCAUUUAGCUGCAGAGGCUGGUUUAAACUGCUAGUUUUAUAAGUCAAUUUGUGCCAAAAGAAUAUAUUGGUUUCAUGCGCGUUAGAUAAGAAAAGACUUACUUUUAUAAAAAUGAAAAUGUGAAAAGUGCCAAAUGAGCAUGUCUAGUACUAGAGCGUUGUACCCUGAGCACUCACACAAUUCCCGAAGCAUAGCGGACAAAUGGCAUUAGCAAAGUCCAGGGUUAGCCACUCCCCUGGAACCUGCAUUGUCAACAUGUAACUGCGCCACUCUCUGGGGCUAGGAGAAUUAGCAUAGACAUAGGUUAGCAUACUAAUGCUACAUAAAAUGUGACUAGAUAGAAUUAUUACAGCCUUUUAUAGUAACAAUAAAAUGUAUUUUGUGACAUAGAUGUUAUCUUUUUUGCACGUUAAUAUUGCAUGAAAUUCAAGUGAAGCGUGAAAAGAAACAAGCUAACAAAAGUGUGUGUCCUUCAUUUAGCAUGUGUAGAGGCUCCAGCAUUUGGAUAGUUUUACAUGCCUAGAAAUGCUUUUCAUUUCAUGUUUAUUGUGUCCAUAAAAGAUAUGAACAAAACUGUGGAACAAACAAAGGAUAUUUUGCUAGGUAUUAGUGAGUUUUUGUAAAGGCCCUGUUGCUAACACCAGUCCCCGCAUUGAGUCUGUGAUGGGACAGGCACGCACAGACCACUAGAGGCAGCGGCGUGCAUACAGGCGGCUGGGGGAUGCCACUUGUUUUGCCUUUGUUUGGUGUUGUAGUGUGACAUGAUUACAGCUGGUGGACAGGAGGCUCACUACAGCCCUAACCCUAACCCUAGGCAAAUGCAUCUACUCCAGAACGCUAGUAUUCCAGUCAAGCUGCACUCUAUCAGAACAAAUAACUGUUUACAUGUUACAUAACAGCGAGUAUACCUCCACUUACAUUCAGGACAAGGUUUCCUCCAUCCAUGAACAUGUGUGGGGAGUGGGGUUGUUCAGAGCUGUAGGGGGAGGGACUAGUUCUGUUGAGAUGCACAGGUUCUGAGCCCUAUAGUUGAAAGCAGCCCCAGCAGACGCUGCCCCCAGUCGCCUCUGUCGCCCCCACUCAUCCCCCCUGCAGUACUUCCUGUGGGCGUGGCCUGUCCAUACCCAGUGUUGUGGGCCUUCAUCGUAGCACCAGCAGCUGUAGACUGCAUCGUCAUACCACUGUUCUGCUUCUUUUUCCUGUUCACUGUAUUCUCCUGGUUUAAUUUUUACUGUAUGCUUUGUCUGAACAUAGAGCAGUUUAACAAAAUGCCAUUUGUGUGUGUAGCCUGUUUACCUCCUAGUCCCCGCACACCCACUCUCUCUGUCCAUGCCCUCUCCUUUUGCACUUUCACUGCCCUGUCCCACCCCUCAUGAGUGUCCUCUCUCCAAACCUGUGCCAAACCCCACGAGAGGCUCCGCUCUCAGCAACUACAAGGACCGCCCUAGCCUUGUUCUGUCUAUGGGACACCCAUCCCUCCUGGAAGCACCCAUGAAGCCAGCAUGCUCAUAACAUGAUGUUGCUCAUGUACUUUAAACAGCACCUUGCUCCCACCACCACCUCCUCCUCCUCCUCUUCCUCCUCACCCAGCAGGAUUAACCCAGGCAGGCUGGCUCUGGACUGCCCCUCAGCUCCGCUCAUGCCAGCCGCUUCUCUAACCCUCAUCUGGUGUGGGCUCAUUAUUGUGCCAUAGUGUGCCGGGGUCCUCACUGCUCACCCCCACACCGCCUCUCUACUGUCUCCUUCUGCUUUAGCUCCAUUUGACUUUCUGUGGUGGGAAAGAUUUUUAAAAAGUCCAUUUCAAACUCUAUGUAUUUGUUUUUCUUUUUUGUUUAACAUCAACACACAGCGAGGCUAUGUGAAGCGGAGCUGCCAUCCGUCUUCUUGAACUUUGAACUUUCACCCUUUCAUAAACUUUAUUGACCUUCCUCCUCCGUCCCCUGUGUGUCCAUCCAACUGCUUGGAACAGUAACUCUCCAUUCCAUCCCCAAACCUCUGAGACUGUGCAAUGCUAGCCAUGAUUGGAUACUUUAUGUUUGUUGCUUAACAUUGGGAAUAACUAUAGCAAAAGAGUCAUGAAAGAACAAAAAACUAAGAAGAGAAAAAAAUAUACAGUUGAAAAAAACAAAACAAAAGGUCAACUGUGUCGGCAGUUUCAUCUCGCUCUGGUUGUAAAUACUCUGUCGGUUUUGCUGUACAGACAGAUGUGCGGAGCGGUGGUGCUGGCAGCAUACGCCUGACGCAGUGGACGCUUGUGUCCUAUUUGCCUGUAGUCUCCAAACCUCAUCCAUGUGCUAGAGCUGUAGAUGUCCAUGAGUCUGGAGUGAGUGGAUGUCCGCCAUAGUGGAUCCUAGCCGCCAUUUUAGACACAUAUCAUUGUGAGUGACCGCAAAGUCCAGCCCUCGUUUACAUCUGCAGUCCUGCAUCCAAAACCUGCAUCGAUCAGCAUACCUCCAUGUCGCCCCUCCACAGAUCUGACCAGUAUUGGAUUAGCCAGUGCCAUUCCAUCGCUGUGAGCUCCACUCUUAUGCUUAUGCUGCCUGCCCCAUUGCCCCGGCAACACCACGUCCGCUAUUUAUUCUUAUGCUAUCAAUAAAUACCGCAAAAGAAAAAGGGAUCGACUGGAAAAGUGAAUGGAUAUUAUCAUUGUUUUGUUUCAUUUGUAGUAUUAUAGUGGUUGCUUUUAACAGCAUCAUAAAGUAUUGACUAUUUAAUGUAACUGUAGCAUUGUGUUUGUAAAGAGAAAAAUACCUAGUGAGUUGUGUUUCUUGACUUGUGGAUUACCAGUGAAGUGGGCAAUCUAGUGCUAAUAUAUCUAUAUCUGAGUUUUUUAAGGAUUCGUUUGCAAAAGCAACAGCAGUCAUUAUAAAUGUUCAUUUUAGCAUCACCUGUCUUCUGUUGUCUUAUUCUUCACAUUUCACCACACUCCACAUCUUCACAGUAACACGUGUGGGGAGGUUCCACGCUGCAUGUCCUGCGACCGAAUGACUGUCUAUGCAAACCUAUUCAUUCUGUGUGUGUGUGCGCGCGUGUGCAUGUGAGUGAAGGGGGGGUUACUUACUCCACCCAGUCCUUACAGAGACCAAAAGCAUUUACCAUAAAAAUGCAGACGAGUCCAGAUAAGUAUGGUGUAUGGUAAGCUUGAGCCAAAUAGUCAUUAUGUGUAUGGAUGUGCGGGUGUGUGUAUGUGAGCGCGUGUGGGGGCUGGGUGGGCGUUCUGUCUAGUCUUCACCACAAGCUAAAACCUGUCGGGCUUCCAUACAUUUGGAUGGAACCUCCUGACGUUAUAGCUGCAAACCCUCAUCUUGUGAUCUGACUACUCGACUGUCCAUAACCCUUCCAGUCACCUGACCAACCAAACCAACCAAUCACUGCCUCCCCCUGUGCCCAUGUGACCUUGUCCAUCUUUAACAUACUAGUGCCUCAUGCUCUCAGCUGGUUCUUUUGGUGUGCCCCGGACACACACACCACUGACACUAGGCAUGGGACAAUAUUGAAAUUAUGCGUCACAAUUACAUGGCUAAAAAAUUUCAAUUAAUGUUAAUAUCACAGAGACGGUAUAUAUAAAUGGACAUGGCUAGCACACUAGCUGCCACGUUCCAAAUAGGAAGUGAACAUGAGCGUUAUUCAGCUCCAUCGACUCUGGCUCCAGUUCACUUUCGAUUGAAAAAUGGGGGGGCCCUUGCCAAAUUGCUCCUGAUUGGCUCUUUGGUUGCGUUGAUACUCGGUCAGAUUUUCAAAAUAGAACUUGGCUCCAAAUUCCCCUCUUGAACCGCUAGUCUGGAUGAGCUUCAUUUAGUUGGAGCCGAAAGCUAUGGGUGAUGUCACACUCACUUCUUUAUACAAUUCAUAUCAUAUAUCACAGCAUCAAAACAUGCAUCCUUAUUGUGAACAGGCUUGCAUCUCCAUAAACAUGACCUUUAUUUGGUCUGGUGGAGGACCUCCCCCUGCUUUUCUCCAUGAUAGUGUUCCCUUGGCUAUAAUAUUCCACAGUAAAUGAGUGAUCCACCCAUACCUCACCUCAAGUAGUCAUGCCUCCUCCCUAUGAACAGUGCCCGGAGCUUAGACUGGCUGGUAUGGUGGUAGAGUGUCCGUCAGGGGACCUAUUCAGUCACUGUUUAUUUUAAUGAACAUUUAGGACCGAAUUGGACUUCAAUCUGAUCUGAAAAGAGAGAAAACAACUUCCCCCCAAGAUAUAAACCAGUGAUCUCUUGAACCACACACUCUACCACUACACCAGUCAGUACAGGCUCCUGCCACUCUUGAUGUCUACAGACGUUAUGGGUCGAUCUAUUAUAGAAUUAUACUAAAAUACAACAGUGAUUGAGAAGUUAACUUGAUGGAUACUAAUGUUUAUUGUCCCAUGCCUAACUGACAAAUCCCUCUCAUCAUGGACACAAAGAAACCAGCGUGGUUCUUUACAACACCACAGUACCAAAUGCAACACUCCACGCUGCCUAAACAUUUAGAUAGAUUUUAAAUGAGCCCCCUCCCACAGACAGUGCUCCUCUUGUGUGUGUGAACAGUCGAAGCAUGAGGUCCAACACCUCUGGAGAGUGCAUCCAAGCCUCAUACUUCUGUGUGUGCUGCAUCUGUCCACAAGGUCAACAUCCACAUUCACCCGUCUCCAUGCCAACCACAGGCCAACCAGCUAAUACCACAGCAACCAAUCAUGCUCGGCUGCCAAGGCCACGGCUGCCGAGCAGGAGGAGGUAGGACUCUUGAGUUAGCUGCUCUUAGUGCUACCCAAAGGGCCAGCAUCGCUACACUCCCCUCCUCCAUCUGAUCAUCCAUGCAACUGACUACAACUUUCUCCAGUGAAACAAAGCUAGGCUCCAAUGUUUACAACCCAAAUGAGACCAACAACGCUGUUAUACGAAUGUCCAGGACUACUAAAACUGAGUACUUUAUACUUAAAAAAUGAACUUUUCGCUAACUUUUGCUGUGACCUGAGGUAAUGUACAUUUUGAAGCGUUGCAUGUGAGUAUUUUGAUUUGCACUGGUACAUAUGCAGAGACAGGACAGUCAUUCCAUGUGAGGAGCGCUUAUGGACCAGUGAAUGCUCCUGUGUCACCGUACAAAGCUGUAAAGGUUCUGUCUGUUUGUACAUGAUUGUGGGCUAAAUAAACCAUUGAACCUGCUUAGGAGACACCUCCAUUCCCUCAGCCUGCUACUGGAUUGUGUCUUAUGUCCUCUCAAGACAAGCUUACCUCCUCUGCAUGGACACAUCUGAGACUUAGGGCGGGUUCCUUUUUUCAAUGUUUAGGUCCACUCCAGUGCACGUCCUGGGAAAGUUUUAGAAGUGAACAGUUUUCUAUACCGUUUGUGAAAUUACGAAAGACUCA